GGAACGGGCCCCUCGCAGCAGGGAUGGCCCCUGCUCGCCUUCAGGAAAGUGACUCGCCUGUCCCCACUCUCUCCCCGCAAGGCUCUAGCUCGGUGGGCUCCCGGGUUUCUUUCCAAGCGUUUGCCGGUGAGGUGGAGGCCGGAGCUUAGCUGGCUAGCGAGCCAGCCACAGAGAAGAGCGCGGGCCUGGGAAGAGCUCCCAGCACAGCUUCAGCUCCCUGCCCCUGCUGGGGAUGGGAAAUUGACCAGCCUCUCCUCUAGCCAACCGCCGCAAAACCCAGCGGGGUGACUCCCCGCAGCGCGCCGGGGAGGGAGCGGAGAGCGGCCGAGCCGGGGGACCUGCCGCCCUCCCAUCACCUGGUCCCUUCGAGCUGUCGCCUCUCCAAGUCCCCGCCCUGCCCCGCUCACCCCAGCGCAAAGGGAUCUGGUUGGCGGCGGGGUCAGGAGCGGGGCCGUGAUCUUGGGGGGUUGCCCGCCUCAUCUCGCCAGCGAGGAAAGGGGGGUGUGCGGGGGGGGGGUUUCUAACUCCUGAUCUUCUCUUCUCCUGGGGUUCGCCUGCUCCUUUGGGGGCACGGUGGGGAAUCCCCCUGGUGGGAAGGGGUCAGGGGAUCUUCUAAUUCCUGAUCCUUUCGGGGCUCUCGCCUUCCUCCCCCCGCCCCCCCCAGCCCAUACACCUGGCACUUGGCUCCUGCCUUUGCGCCCGCUCCCCCCCCCCCGCACUGAACGGGCGGCGCAGCCGGCGCGGGGGGGCGAGGGAGGAGGAGAGGCCCCCUCCCUUCCCGGCUCGGUGUCUGUAAGGAGGCUCCGUGCGCCGGGAGCCCUAUAUAAGCGGCAGCUCCCCUCGCCUGCCGCAGUGCCCCGGCCCGCCUCGCCCGCACCAUGCUGAGCUACAGCGUGGACGCGCUCUUCGGGGCCAGCUCGCUCCGCAAGGAGAGCGCCCGCAGCGGCGCCCGCUCGCUGGCCUCCAGCGGCUUCCACUCGCAGUCGUGGUCCCGCGGCUCCACCGCCGCCUCCCCGCUCCGGCGAGGCGCGGGCGGCUACAGCCAGCUGGGCUCGUCGGCCGAGAGCCUGGAGUCGCUGAACGGCGAGCUGCGCGCCCGCUCGGAGAAGGAGCUGCUGCAGGCGCUCAACGAGCGCUUCGCCGGCUACAUCGACAAGGUGCGGCAGCUGGAGGGGCGCAACCGGCAGCUGGAGGGCGAGGCGGCGGCGCUGCGGCAGCAGCAGGCCGGGCGCUCGGCGCUGGGCGAGCUCUGCGAGCGGGAGAUCGGCGAGAUGCGGGGCGCCGUGGUGCGGCUGGGCAGCGAGAAGGGGCAGCUGCAGCUGGAGCUGGAGCGGCUGGAGGAGGACAUCCAGCACCUCCGGCAGCGGCUGGACGAAGAGGCCCGGCAGCGGGAGGAGGCCGAGGCGGCCGCCCGCGCCCUGGGCCGCUACACGGAGGAGUCGAGCCUGGCUAAGGGCGAGCUGGAGAAGAAGGCGCAGGCGCUGCAGGACGAGGCGCUCUUCCUCCGCCGCGUCCACGAGGAGGAGGUGAGCGACCUGCUGCUGCAGAUCCAGGGCAGCCAGGCCUCGCUCGAGCUCCGCGACGCCGCCAAGCCCGACGUCACCUCGGCCCUCAAGGAGAUCCGAGCCCAGCUGGAGGGGCACGCGGUGCAGAACACGCUGCAGUCCGAGGAGUGGUUCCGCGUGAGGCUGGACAAGUUGUCAGAAGCUGCCAAGGUGAACACAGAUGCAAUCCGCUCUGCUCAGGAGGAGAUUUCAGAAUACCGCCGGCAGCUCCAGUCCAAGGUCACCGAAUUUGAAGCCCUCAAGGGGACCAAGGAAUCCUUAGAGAGGCAGAGAGCGGACAUAGAAGACCGUCAUCAUGCUAAUGUCUUGUCCUGUCAGGAAACCAUCCAGCAGCUGGACAACGAGCUGAGGAACACCAAGUGGGAGAUGGCAGCCCAGCUCCGCGAGUACCAGGACCUGCUGAAUGUCAAGAUGGCCUUGGAUAUAGAAAUUGCUGCUUACAGAAAGCUGUUGGAAGGAGAGGAAUGCCGCAUCGGGUUUGGACUCGGACCUUUCCCCUUCCCUGAGACACCCCCUAAACCCCCCAGCAUUUCCACCCACAUAAAGGUGAAACGUGAGGAGAAAGUCAAAGUGGUGGAGAAGUCUGAUAAGGAAACCGUGAUUGUGGAGAAGCAGACAGAGGAAAUCCAGGUGACUGAAGAGGUAACGGAGGAAGAGGAGGCCGAGAAGAAAGAGGAAGCUGAAGAGGAGGGUGAGGAAGAAGCUGAGGCAAAGGAGGAAGAGAAGGAAGAACCUGAGGAAGUAGCGGAAGGUGAAGAAGAAAAGGCCAAGUCCCCAGAAAAGGAGGAGGCAAAGUCGCCAAAGAAGGCCAGGUCCCCAAUGAAGGAGGAAGCUAAAUCCCCAGAAGCCAAGUCUCCAGAGAAGCCGGCAUCCCCCACCAAGGAGGAAGCCAAGUCUCCAGAGAAGCCGGCAUCCCCCACCAAGGAGGAAGCCAAGUCUCCAGAGAAGCCGGCAUCCCCCACCAAGGAGGAAGCCAAGUCUCCAGAGAAGCCGGCAUCCCCCACCAAGGAGGAAGCCAAGUCUCCAGAGAAGCCGGCAUCCCCCACCAAGGAGGAAGCCAAGUCUCCAGAGAAGCCGGCAUCUCCCACCAAGGAGGAAGCCAAGUCUCCAGAGAAGCCGGCAUCUCCCACCAAAGAGGAAGCCAAGUCUCCAGAGAAGCCUGCAUCUCCCACCAAAGAGGAAGCCAAGUCCCCAGAGAAGCCUGCAUCUCCCACCAAAGAGGAAGCCAAGUCCCCAGAAGCCAAGUCUCCAGAGAAGGCCAAGCCUCCUGUGAAGGGUGAGGCCAAGCCUCCAGAGAAAGAAACAACCCCCCAAAAGGAAUUGAUCAAAUCACCCCAGAAAGAAUCCAAGAUGCCCAUAAAAGAAGAGAUGCCAAAAAAGAGAGAGGAGAAAGCCCCAGCCAAACCGGAAGUGGAGGAGAAGGAAGACAGCAAGAAAGAGGAGGGGCCAAAAAAGGAAAUCCCAGCCAAGGAGACUCACAAACCUGAGCCUAAGGUAGAAGAGAAGAAAGAGGAGGAGAAGCCCAAAGAAGAUGACAAGGAAAAAGCUGCCAAGCCGAAGCCCCCUGCCCCCGAGGAGAAGAAAAAGGAAGUUGUAAAGCCUGAAGAGAAAGAGGUGAAGGAGAAGGAGCCGGCCAAACCAGCAUCAAAACCCAAAGAAGAGAAGAUGGAGGAGAAAGCUGCUAAGCAGAAGCCUGAACCUAAACCUCAGGAAAAGGAAGCCAAGGCCAAGGAGCCCAGCAAACCAGCAGAGAAGGAGCCUGAGAAACAGAAGUCUGAAGAAAAGAAGGAAGAACCUAAAAAGGAGAAGGCUGAGCCCAAAAUGGACCAAGAGGAGAAACCCAAAGCUGAAGCUAAACCCAAAGAAGAGUCAACGGCUGCCAAGACAGAAUCCAGCAAAGACACCAAGGAGACCCCCAAGGCAGAGACACCCAAAGAUGCGCCAAAGGCUAGCAAGCCCAAGGCAGAGAAAGUGGAGAAGUCCUCCAGCACAGACCCAAAAGAGGGCAAACCCACAGAGAAAGCUGCUGCUGCCGACGACAAAGCCGAGAAGAGCGAGAAGUGAAGAGCAGAGGCUGGGACGUGCGAGGAGAUGGACCACCAAAGAGAACUCGGAGGCUCUCCCUGCCAGGUGGUCAGUUAUAUUUUUGUUUUCACAAGAGGAGCCUUUACUUAGAUGGUGGGUGCCCUCCCACCUCUGAGCUGGAGCUCACGUUAGCAAUAUGUUUAUGUGAAAGAAAUCAAAACCCAGUACCUGAGCCUCCACCAAUGAUGUUAUGUUAUGAUAGCUUCAAUAGCAGAAUGUGAUACAUGCAGAAUGCCACAUUUAAACACUUGAAUUAUAAAAGAAACCUGCCCCUUUUCCAAAUAAGUGCAUUUAUUUACUAUAUGUGCAAUAGAUGGACAAAUGCAAUAAAGAAUGUACACAGUUAGAGCUCUGUUAUACCGCAGAGAAGUACAGUAAGGUAGGAAACUCAGAGUUGUAAAUGCCUUUUCAUUUUACAAAAGGAAAUUAUUGAAAUCCUCCUUUGUACACUGCACCAUCUGUGGUUGACUUAAAGGGAAGCAGGUUAGACACUAGUUGCAGAAACACACAAAGAAAUAAGAAGUGCACUAUACAAGUCCACUUUCAAUUGCUUCUGUGCAAUAAGAAAUAAAAUGCUUACAGACUAACUA
Messenger RNA from Chelonia mydas (Green sea turtle), 4240 nucleotides. RefSeq names its product neurofilament heavy chain (gene NEFH). The coding region runs from base 879 to 3629 and encodes 916 amino acids. The transcript has 4 exons. The record is from RefSeq and is a predicted model, not a curated record. Gene Ontology annotation, cellular component: axon; neurofilament. NCBI's taxonomy places the organism in Eukaryota, Metazoa, Chordata, Testudines, Cheloniidae. Gene Ontology annotation, biological process: axon development. Gene Ontology annotation, molecular function: structural constituent of postsynaptic intermediate filament cytoskeleton.